Messenger RNA from Coregonus sp. 'balchen', 10185 nucleotides. NCBI's taxonomy places the organism in Eukaryota, Metazoa, Chordata, Actinopteri, Salmoniformes, Salmonidae. The record is from the annotation of a GenBank genome assembly.
AUGUCAUCUGUAACUCGAAUCCAUAUGUUUAUUCACAGCAUGUUGAAUGUCAGUUGCCAGAGAAAAGCAGAGAACUCGGCUCUGCGAUUCCCCUUCACUCUGUCACUAGACAGCCCAAUGGAGCCUGCUGCGGUCGAACCAAGACCCACUGGGGUCAGCAGCCUCCUGGGUGUCCCAGGGCUCAUCACCUGGGAUGGGGACGAGGCGAACGACGCAGAGGUGAUCGGUGGCAUCAGGACCAAGUCCUCUCCUCUCCCACGGAGAAGGAGCGCCAAUGACUUAAAGGACUGUGUGCUCGAGCUGACCCCGUCCAACUCCCGGAGGGUGUCCUUUGCGGACGCCCUCGGCCUAAACCUGGUGAAAGUGAAAGAGUUUGACUCGUGGGACAUAACAAUCCCGUUGAACUUCAAUGCCCUGGAGGGAGAGAAAGAGGUAAAGGAAUACUACUUGUCCUCGUUAUACACUCCUCCACCAUCCCAAGACGCCAUGGUCCUGAGAGUUCAGGAGCAGAAGCUAGAGCUGGAAAGUAUUGACUUACUCCACCAGACUACAAUACUGAGGGGGGUGGUCCGCGUUUUCAAUGUCUCCUUUGAUAAGAUGGUGUACAUCCGCACCUCUCUGGACGCCUGGGCCACGCACUUUGACCUGCUGGCAGAGUACAUACCGGGGUCCAGCGAUGGAGACACUGACUGCUUCUCAUUCAAGCUCACCCUGGUGCCUCCCUUUGGGGAAAAGGGGGCCAGAGUGGACUUCUGUCUCCGGUAUGAGACCCCUGUUGGGACUUUCUGGGCCAACAAUAGUGACCAGAACUAUGUGAUGUUUUGUCACCAGAAAAUCAAAGAGCCGAAAGAAAAACCACAAAAAGACAAAAGUGGGCGCAGGAAAAGCAUCCUGAAAGACAUCAGGUGAGGAUAGUCAGAUCAAUCGAAACAGGUUUGUUUUGAGUGUCGAUUGAUGGAAUGAUUGAAUGCUAGUACUUUUUAUCAAAUUAAUAGAGGGGUUAUUUGUGUUAUGUGUGGUCCAGUCUAGUGGUCCAGUCAUGUGACAGCUAUGAUGCUUUCAUAUUGAUAAUGCCUCACCUCAAAAUACACCCUUUUACCAAAUUUGUUUUACUUCCUAAAGAUAAACCAACUGACAGUUUAUUGCAAAAUGAUGAUAUUACAGUAAAUGUUGGACAAUUGUUGUUGGGGUCUUUUUGCCCGAGCUUUCAUUUAAUUUAUUUACAGUCAUGAGUUUCCCUGUGACGAAAACUGGUCGUCAACCAAUGCUGAAUCUUCAGGUAAUCAUUAAUUGUACUAAAUCAUUAAAAAGUCAAAUGACUCAGACAUACAGCGGAUAAAAUCAAUUAGAUAAAGUCAUUAACUAAAACCAAUUAGAAUAAAUCAUUAGCUAAUGUCAAUUAUGAUUUUUCCUCUAGAUGUACACAACCGUGGAGGAAAGAUGGCUAGUGUGAACACUUCUGAGUCUCAGUCAGGAGCACUCCAAGAUGAUCGUCAGAAAUUACUGGUGAGUAACACCUGUGGCAUUUGGAUUUCGGAACAUCUACAGAUGUGUCAUUUAUCCAGUGUUUAUUUACAACAUAAGCCUUUGUGAUACAUAGAUUUACAUAACUUUUACGUAACUUUUUCAAAUGGGCCUUUGCAGGGCUUGAAAAGGAGACCGGGGUCUCGAUGUGACUCCUUAUUAAAAUAAAGGUCAGAUAAAAAAAUUAAAUAAAGAAUAAUAGUGAUUUUCUUGUUAUUGUGGCCUUCAAUGGGGUUUUCAUUUAGUGGAAUUAAAGGUUUGAACAGGGUUUAAUUUAGUUACUUUUUAAAUAUACAGUAAAUAUCAUGGUAAAAUGGUUAGGCUUAAACAGUUUGGGGUGACCUCAGAAACAAGAGACUGUGAACCCUGUUGCUCUUUCUCAAUAUGUCAUGUGAUUGCUGCUGUCUGAGCCCUGAGGGUCAUUACUUUAACAUUCUGUACUAGUUGCAUCUUUAUGACACUUGAGGACAUACAGUUUGUGUCCUCCUGAAGGAGUUAAAUGCUAAGUAUUUAUACAUGUUGCAUUACAGGAGCUAAGAGAGGUCUUACAUGGUCACAUGAGUGACUGAGCUAUACAUUGCAUUGGUAACACGCUCUCUUUAAAUGUAUAUUAGUCUCUCAUGAGUCGUGACAAACAAACACAUUAUAAUGUUACUGGCCAGAGGCCAGCGCUCAUGUGAGAUUUGGUUCGGGGUGCCAAGAUUAAAUGUACACUACCAGUCAAAGGUUUGGACAUAUCUACUCAUUCAAGGGUUUUUCUUUAUUUUUACUAUUUUUUACAUUGUAGAAUAUUAGUGAAGACAUCAAAACUAUGAAAUAACACAUAUGGAAUCAUGUAGUAACCAAAAAAGUGUUGAACAAAUCAAAAUAUAUUUUACAUUUGAGAUUCUUCAAAUAGCCACCCUUUGCCUUGAUGACAGCUUUGCACACUCUUGGCAUUUUCUCAACCAGCUUCAUGAGGUAGUCACGUGGAAUGCAUUUCAAUUAACAGAUGUGCCUUGUUGAAAGUUAAUUUGUGGAAUUUCUUUCCUUCUUAAUGCGGUUGCCAAUCAGUUGUGUCGUGACAAGGUAGGGGUGGUAUACAGAAGAUAGCCCUAUUUGGUAAAAGACCAAGUCCAUAUUAUGGCAAGAACAGCUCAAAUAUGCAAAGAGAAAUGACAGUCCAUCAUUACUUCAUUAGACAUGAAGGUCAGACAAUACUGAAAAUCUCAAGAACUUUGAAAGUUUUUUCAAGUGCAGUCGCAAAAACCAUUAAGUGCUAUAAUGAAACUGGCUCUCAUGAGGACCACCACAGGAAUGGAAGACCCAGAGUUACCUCUGCUGCAGAGGAUAAGUUCAUUAGAGUUACCAGCCUCGGUAAUUGCAGCCCAAAUAAAUGCUUCACAGAGUUCAAGUAACAGUUACAUCAACGGAUGAUCUCUGCAUGUGUAGUUCCCACCGUAAAGCAUGGAGAAGGAGGUGUUAUGGUGUGGGGGUGCUUUGCUGGUGACACUGUCUGUGAUUUCUUUAGAAUUCAAGGCACACUUAACCAGCAUGGCUACCACAGCAUUCUGCAGCAAUACGCCAUCCCAUCUGGUUUGCGCUUAGUGGGACUAUCAUUUGUUUUUCAACAGGACAAUGACCCAACACACCUCCAGGCCGUGUAAGGGCUAUUUGACCAAGAAGGAGAGUGAUGGAGUGCUGCAUCAGAUGACCUGGCCUUCCCAAUCCCCCGACCUCAACCCAAUUAAGAUGGUUUGGGAUGAGUCGGACAGCAGAGUGAAGGAAAAGCAGCCAACAAGUGCUCAGCAUAUGUGGGAACUCCUUCAAGACUGUUGGAAAAGCAUUCCAGGUGAAUCUGGUUGAGAGAAUGCCAAGAGUGUGCAAAGCUGUCAUCAAGUCAAAGGGUGGCUAUUUGAAGAAUCUCAAAUUUAAAUUAUAUUUUGAUUUGUUUAACACUUUUUUGGUUACUACAUGAUUCCAUAUGGGCUCCCGAGUGGCGCAGCGGUCUAAGGCUGUCACGAAUUCAGCCGAGGCUGCCCCUCCUCCUUGCUCGUGCAGUCUUCGGCGUUCGUCGUCACCGGAGUACUAGCUGCCACCGAUCUAUGUUUCUGUGUUCUACUUGUUUUGUCUUUAUUGUACACACCUGGUUCCCAUUAUGUUCAUGAUUUUGUUCCCUAUUUAAUUCUCUGGCUCCCAUUGUGUUGUGUGCGUGUUUGUUCUAUGUUUGGUGUCAUCGACUGGUGAGCGGGAUUUGUCCUCCCUGCGUGGAGAUUAUGUUAAUUUAUUUUCACAAGUAAAGUACGUUGUCUACUAGCUCUGUGUCCUGCGCCUGACUCCGUCCUACCGCUACACACUGACACCUGACAGAAACACGCACCUAAUAUGGAGUCAGCAGGUACAUUCAUUCCUUCAGGAUCAGUGGAUGAACACGUCCAGCAGCAAGCAACCAUGAUACAGACUCUCGGCACAGCCAUGGAUCGCGUGUUGAACACUAUGGAGUGAUGGGAGAGAGGGGGUUUUCCUACACCUCCUUCAACUACACUGCAACCCACACCGCUGUCCACCCCUUCGUCACCUGGGUCCAGUGGGAUUCGGCUCUCGCUCCCGAGGGCAUAUGAUGGUACAGCUGCCGGGUGCCAGGGUUUUCUGCUCCAUGUAGAGCUCUACCUGGCGACCAUCCACCCGGCUCCCUUGGGAUACGAGAGCGUGUUCGCCCUCAUCUGCUGUCUGUCGGGGAGAGCGCUCGAGUGGGCCAAUGCCGAGUGGGGAGGAAUAGACGCGGCGUCUGUGCGCUAUGAAGAUUUCACCCGCCGCUUCCGGGCGGUAUUUGAUCAUCCACCGGAGGGGAGAGCGGCGGGGGAACGUCUGUUCCACCUCAGACAGGGGAAGAGGAGCGCUCAGGACUUCGCACUGGACUUCAGGACCCUGGCAGCCAGCGCGGGAUGGAAUGAGAGGGCCCUGAUUGACCACUACCGAUGCAGCCUACGGGAGGACGUUCGUCGGGAGCUGGCCUGCAGGGACACCACCCUUAACCUGGACCAGCUGGUGGAUGUGUCGAUAAGGCUGGAUAACCUGUUGGCCACCCGCGGACGUCCGGAUCGGGGUCCGUCCAUUCCAUCCCCCAGCACCUUCGACCCUACACCGAUGGAGCUCGGAGGUGCUGCUCUCAGGGAGACCGGAAGGGGGGCCGUUUCCUGCACCAACUGUGGCCGCAGAGGACACACUGCUGGUCGGUGCUGGGGAGGGUCCUCAGGGAGUCGAGGCAGCAGGCAGAGCACUGGUGGACCUUCCCAGGUGAGUAGGCACCCGACUCACCCAGAGCUCCCUGUUGCGCACAUGUGUAUUGACAUAGAGUUUUCCCCGCAUUCCCAGCAUAAGGCUCUCGUAGAUUCAGGCGCAGCUGGGAACUUUAUUGAUCGUAUAUUUGCCCAUAUAUUAGGGAUUCCUAUUGUUCCUGUUGAUGUGCCCUUCCCUGUACAUGCCUUAGAUAGUCGCCCUUUAGGGUCAGGCCUGAUUAGGGAGGUCACAGCUCCACUCUGGAUGAAAACGCAGGAGGGUCAUGAGGAGAGAAUUAGUCUCUUUCUGAUCGAUUCUCCUGCGUUUCCAGUGGUGUUGGGGCUUCCCUGGUUAACCUCUCAUGACCUCACUAUUUCAUGGCAACAGAGAGCUCUCAAGGGAUGGUCACGUCAGUGCUCGGGGAGGUGUGUAGGUGUUUCCAUAGGUGCAACUACGGUGGAAAGUCCAAACCAGGUCUCCACUAUGCACAUUCCCCCCGAAUAUGCCGAUUUGGCUCUCGCCUUUGGCUCUCCAGGUUUGGCUCUCCAGGUAGGCGCUGUACUUCCCCGGAGUCACGUCUAUCCUCUGUCACAGGAGGAGACGGCUGCUAUGGAAACAUAUGUCUCCAAAUCUCUGGGACAGGGAUACAUUCCGCCUUCCACUUCACCUGCCUCCUCAAGUUUCUUUUUUGUGAAGAAGAAGGAUGGAGGUUUACGCCAGUGCAUUGACUACCGCGGUCUCAAUCAGAUCACUGAUAAGGACAGUUAUCAUUGCUAGUGUGACAGAGUCAUUGUACGGGGCGUGCUUCUUCACCAAAUUGGAUCUCAGGAGCGUGUACAACCUGGUGCGUAUCCGGGAGGGGGAUGAGUGGAAGACGGCAUUUAGUACCACAUCUGGGCACUAUGAGUACCUCGUCAUGCCGUAUGGGUUGAUGAAUGCUCCAUCAGUCUUCCAAUCCUUUGUCGAUGAGAUUUUCAGGGACCUGCACGGACAGGGUGUAGUGGUGUAUAUAGAUUACAUUCUCAUAUACUCCGCUACACGAGCCGAGCAUGUGUCCCUGGUACGCAAGGUGCUUGGUCGACUGUAGGAACAUGACCUCUACGUCAAGGCGGAGAAAUGUCUGUUCUUUCAACAGUCCGUCUCCUUCCUAGGGCACAACCUGUCCGCGUCAGGGGUGGAGAUGGAGAAUGACCGCAUUUCGGCUGUGCGUAAUUGGCAGACUCCAACCACGGUUAAGGAGGUGCAGCGAUUCUUAGGAUUUGCCAACUACUACCAGAGGUUUAUCCGGGGCUUUGGUCAGGUAGUGGCUCCCAUUACCUCCUUGCUGAAGGGGGGACCGGUGCGACUGCAGUGGUCAGCUGAGGCGGACAGGGCUUUUGGUCACCUGAAGGACCUGUUUACCUCGGCUCCUGUGCUGGCUCAUCCGGAUCCCUCCUUGGUAUUCACAGUAGAGGUGGACACGUCCGAGGCUGGGAUAGGAGCUGUACUGUCUCAGCGCUCGGGUACGCCACCAAAGCUCCGCCCCUGUGCUUUCUUUUCGAAGAAGCUCAGCCCGGCAGAGCGCAACUAUGAUGUGGGGGACCGGGAGCUUGUUAGCUGUUGUCAAGUCUCUGAAAGCGUGGAGGCAUUGGCUUGAGGGGGCUAAACACCCUUUCCUCAUUUUGACUGACCACCGCAAUCUGGAGUACAUCCGGACGGCGGGGAGACUGAACCCUCGCCAGGGCAAGGUGAGCUAUGUUUUUCACCUGUUUUGUGUUCACCCUUUCUUACAGACCAGGUUCCCAGAACGCCAAGGCAGACGCUCUGUCCCGGCUGUAUGACACAGAGGAGAGGUCCAUGGAGCCCACUCCCAUACUUCCGGCUUCUUGUCUGGUGGCACCGGUGGUAUGGGAGGUUGACGCGGACAUCGAGCGGGUGUUACGUAAGGAGCCCACUCCCCCCCCCCCCCCCCCCCUCCCCCAGUGUCCAGAGGGUCGUAUGUACGUUCCGUUAGAUGUCCGCGAUCGAUUGAUCUAUUGGACUCACACGUCACCCUCCUCUGGUCAUCCUGGCAUCGGUCGGACAGUGCACUGGGAAGUACUAGUGGCCCACUUUAGCUAAGGACGUGAGGGUUUAUGUUUCCUCCUGCUCAGUGUGCGCCCAGUGCAAGGCACCUAGACACCUGCCCAGAGGGAAAUUACAACCCCUACCCGUUCCACAAUGGCCCUAUUUACACACGUCUUCUGGCACUACAGGGUACCUGAGGAUAUAGUGUCUGAUCGGGGUUCCCAGUUCACCUCAAGGGUCUGGAGGGCGUUCAUGGAACGUCUGGGGGUCUCGGUCAGCUUGACCUCAGGGUUUCACCCCGAGAGUAAUGGGCAGGUGGAGAGAGAAAACCAGGAUGUGGGUAGGUUUCUGCAGUCCUAUUGCCAGGACCGGCCGGGGGAGUGGUCGGUUUUCAUCCCCUGGGAAGAGAUGGCCCAAAACUCCCUCUGCCACUCCUCUACUAACCUUUCUCCAUUUCAGUGUGUAUUAGGUUAUCAGCCGGUCCUGGCACCAUGGCAUCAAAGCCAGAUCGAGGCACCUGCGGUGGAUGAAUGGUUAUGGCGCUCGGAGGAGACCUGGAACGCUGCCCAUGUACGCAUGCAAUGGGCUAUCAGGCGACAGAAGGCGAGCGCCGACCGCCACCACAGUGAGGCCCCGGUGUAUGCACCAGGGGACCGGUUCUGGCUCUCGACCCGAAACCUGUCCCUUCGCCUGCCCUGCCGGAAGCUGGGUCGGCAGUUUGUGGGGCCAUUUAAAGUCCUGAGGAGAUUGAACGAGGUUUGUUAUAGGUUACAGCUUCCUCCUGAUUACCGUAUUAACCCCUCGUUCCAUGUGUCUCUCCUCAGGCCAGUGGUAGCUGGUCCACUCCAGGAGUCUGAGGUAUGGGAGGUUCCUCCGCCCCCACUGGACAUCGAGGGGGCACCGGCGUACUCGGUCUGUUCCAUCCUGGAUUCGAGGCAUCGGGUGGGGGGCCUACAGUAUCUCGUGGAGUGGGAGGGGUACGGUCCGGAGGAACGGUGCUGGGUCCCUAGGAGGGACAUCCUCGAUCCCUCCAUGUUGAGGGAUUUCCACCAUCGUCAUCCGACUCGCCCUGCUCCGCGUCCUCCUGGCCGUCCCCGAGGCCGGUGUCGGCGCACGGCUGGAGACGCGUGUCAAGGGGGGGGUACUGUCACAAAUUCAGCCGAGGCUGCCCCUCCUCCUUGCUCGGGCAGGCUUCGGCGUUCGUCGUCACCGGAGUACUAGCUGCCACCGAUCUAUGUUUCUGUGUUCCACUUGUUUUAUUGUACACACCUGGUUCCCAUUAUGUUCAUGGUUUUGUUCCCUAUUUAACCCUCUGGCUCCCGUUGUGUGCGUGUUUGUUCUAUGUUUGGUGUCAUCGACUGGUGAGCGGGAUUUGUCCUCCCUGCGUGGAGAUUAUGUUCAUUUAUUUUCAGUUUGGAUGUCUUCACUAUUAUUCUACAAUGUAAAGAAUAGUAAACAUAAAGAAAAACCCUUGAAUGAGUAGGUGUGUCCAAACUUUUGACUGGUACUGUAUAUAAAUAUGUUUUGGCUUGGUCAUGAGCAAUAUUUAAUCUGAACGUGCCUCUCUAAAUGUCAUCCUCCCCAAACUAGCCUAACAAUUGAGGAGGCAUUGGGUGAGAAAGAUUAACUGAAUCUAUCCUUCUUGUUGUUUGACAGGUUGAGGGCAGCCGGAACUCCAGCAGAAACAAAUGACGAAAGGCAGCACGAUUGGCAAAGGUGUGGGACUACUUCACCCAGAGAGAGGAUGAGACCCAAGAGAAAGAGAAGGGAGCAGUGGAACCAUCACCGAUCCCACAGGAAAGCACAUUCCCACAGGAAAAGCUUUCAAAUGGGCAUGAGGUACAACCACUGCCAACACAGGGCAGGAAAGAGUUUGGGCUGCAGGCGACAGAUUCUCUGUCUACGUGCAAACUGUCUCCUGGUGUCCAGGACAGCACGUCUUGGGAGGAGUCACUGAAACCUGAGAAAAUAGACUCAACGUUCCGAUCAGCCCCAUCAGAGCUGAGAGGGAAACAGGCCUCUCUGAUCCCCAGCAGCAAGUCAGAUUCAACUGAUCAACCCGCUGCUCUGAGCCAAAAUGGUGAUACGUCUGUUUCUAAAGUGGAGGGAAGUGCUCUGAUGCAGAUGGAAACGGAGAAGGGUGGAUCUGCCAUCAGCACAGACAUAACAUAUUCAGAUAGCACUGUCAGGUUGGAUAACAGCACAGCAGGCCCAGUACCAGGCAGCCAGACCAAUAGCUUUACGUUUGGUAAUGUUGUGGCCCCACUAUACUGUCAGGUAUUUGGUAGAGUGGAGAGUAGGAGUCAGAGUUUAACCCAUAGAGGGAAUCAAACAAGUGGGCGAUUGCAUGAAGGGGAUUGAACAGUCUACACAGCCCAGAGUUACCCAUCCACAGAGGAAGCAGAAACUCACUCCUGUGUUUCAACUGAUACUCGUGGAACACCUGAAGACAAGCCUGUAGAUCAACAGGGGUCUCUUAAAUCAAACCCAGAACACUUCAGCUCUGGAUUAAGGACAGAAAAAGAGUCUGAACCUAAACUUCUGUCAGAAGAGGCAGGAGGUCUUCUCAGGACUAACACUGCCUUGAACACUGCUGCUGCUCUCAAAACACAAACCCCAUUACCAAACACAAAACUUUCACAAACCCCAUUACCAAACACAACACUUUCACAAACCCCAUUACCAAAUACAACACUUUCACAAACCCCAUUACCAAACACAACACUUUCACAAACACAAAAAUCAUUACCAUACACAACACUUUCACAAUCUCCACUAGAAGCAACACUUUCACAAACUCCACUAGAAGCAACACUUUCACAAACUCCACUAGACACAACACUUUCACAAAUACAAACUCCAGUAGACACAGCACUUUCACAAACACAAGGCAGUCUCCUACAGUCACAAACUGAAAUGGGGUCAAAGCAUGUCUCUGCUGAGAUGACUCUGCAGGGGGCCAGUUGUGGAUAUGAGAGACCUGAUGAGUCAGAUGAAAUGGAGAACCCUCUCUCAGCCAACACAGAUGAAUGGUCAACUGGCACAUUCACAGAAAUAGCAGACACACCUAUAGCCAUGCUAGAGCCUGUGGAUGCUGACCUAAAGGUUUUCACUUCAACAACAGAGACAGAGGAAAAGCUCACCACUGAGCACCGAAACUUUGCUGUCCCCUGUACGGACACACUGGAGGAAGAAACCAGUGGGACAGCGUUGAAAGAUGAUUACAUUGUCAUUAAGGAAUGGACAUCAUUGGAGAAAUUGAUGAGAAAACAAACAGAUCAAGUGAAGAAUGAACUAUCAUUUGAAGUGUCAAACACCUUAUGCAAUGAAGAAAACCGGCAUUCUAUUGACAAUUAG